UGUGCUGUCACAGUGGGGAAUGUCCAUUCGGACCCAUUUUUAGAUGGGGUCAUUGAAGUGCGCGACACCCUAAAAUUAACAUGGAAAACGGAUUCCCCUAUUUGGGUAGAUCAAUGGCCCCUACUGUUGGAAAAGCUUUGUGCUCUCCAAGAAUUAGUUACGGAGCAGUUAACAAAAGGGCAUAUUGCGCCUUCUACUAGUCCUUGGAAUUCACCUGUUUUUGUAAUUAAAAGACAAACUGGCAACUGGCGCCUGCUCCAUGACCUCAGAAAAAUUAAUGACGCUAUGGAAGAUAUGGGAGCUCUCCAACCAGGACUCCCGUCCCCCACUAUGAUUCCUCGAAAUUGGUAUUUGAUGGUUAUUGACCUUAAAGACUGCUUCUUUAAUAUUUCACUGCAUCCGGACGAUGCUCCUAAAUUUGCUUUUUCAGUCCCAAGCGUCAACAUGCAAGCCCUGUUGCAGAGAUACCAGUGGGUUGUGCUGCCACAAGGAAUGAAGAACAGCCCUACAAUCUGUCAAUGGUACGUGGCUAAAGUGCUUAGUCCUGUCAGGACUGCAAUGUCCAAUGUUUUAUUAUACCACUGUAUGGAUGACAUCCUGGUGGCUGCACAACAUCACGAGGUCAUGGAGGAAGCUGUAGCCCUUGUCACGGCUGCCGUUGAGUCGGCAGGCCUCUGUAUUGCGCCGGAAAAAAUUCAGAAAAUGCCACCAUGGAAAUAUUUAGGCUGGCGCGUAAGAGCUCAAACUAUAAUUCCUCAAUCUUUACAGAUAAGAACAGAUAUAAAAGACUUACAUGAUGUGCAAAAAUUACUGGGGACAAUCAAUUGGGUUCGACUACUGUUGGGGAUUUCUACUGUGGAAUGGAGUCCUGUAUGUGAAUUACUUAAAGGGGAUGCAAAUCUAAGUUCCCCCCGUAGCCUUGGCCCUGAGGCUAUUGAUUCUCUGCAGAAGGUUGCUGCAGCAAUUGCUCACCGGCAAGCACAUCGAUGGGCCCCUGAGUUGCCCUUUUACCUAAUCUUUUUAAAUCCUGCUCGACAGCCUCAUGCACUGAUGUUUCAAUGGGAUCCUCAGAAAUCAGAUCCACUAUUAAUUAUCGAGUGGGUUUUCCUGUCAAACCAACCUACAAAAACUAUCUUAACACAGCAUGAGAUGUUUUCUUUCCUGAUCAUUAAAGCUAGACAGCGUCUGUUGACGUUGUCAGGAGUCGAUUUUGUAUCCAUUUGCUUGCCUGUGACAGACGUGCAUUUACAGUGCCUUUAUCAGCAAUCAGAUGCCUUUUGCAUAGCGCUGGCAGGCUACACAGGUCACCUUACAUCUCACCCACCUCCACAUAAACCAUUAAAUAGCAAUUUCUCUCGGAUACCCAAACCAAAAAGGAGUGAUUUGCCACUACAAGCCCUCACUGUAUUUACCGAUGGAUCUGGAAACUCACAUAAAUCAGUCAUCUUGUGGUGGAAUGACCAACAGGGACGAUGGGACUCAGACAUAGAGACCAUCCCUGGUUCUCCUCAAAUAGUAGAAUUGACUGCAGUUGUUCGAGUCUUCUGA
Messenger RNA from Calidris pugnax (ruff), 1548 nucleotides. RefSeq names its product endogenous retrovirus group K member 6 Pol protein-like. The record is from RefSeq and is a predicted model, not a curated record. The annotation marks the transcript as partial. Gene Ontology annotation, molecular function: RNA-directed DNA polymerase activity; RNA stem-loop binding; RNA-DNA hybrid ribonuclease activity. NCBI's taxonomy places the organism in Eukaryota, Metazoa, Chordata, Aves, Charadriiformes, Scolopacidae. Gene Ontology annotation, biological process: RNA-templated DNA biosynthetic process. The transcript has a single exon.